Molecule: messenger RNA, 2922 nt
Organism: Dromaius novaehollandiae (emu)
Lineage: Eukaryota; Metazoa; Chordata; Aves; Casuariiformes; Dromaiidae
Product: maestro heat-like repeat-containing protein family member 2B
Exons: 25
Cellular component (GO): cytoplasm
Source: RefSeq, a predicted model, not a curated record
GCAGCCUCGAGGGACAUGAGAGCGGCGCAGGGUGUGACGGAGGAGGUGCAGAUGGCCGCCAGCGACGUCCUGGUGGCUCUGGCCCGCUCCCACUUCGACAGCGUCAUGUACGAGCUGCAGUGCCGCCUGAGGGCCCUGGGAGAGAUCUCCGAGGACCUCGUGUUCGUCACCUUGGGCAAGCUGGCCAGCAGCUACGCCCUGCGGUGCGUCCCCUUCGUGGGCAUGACGCUCUUCGCCCUGCGCACGAUGCUGAGCCAGGUGGGGAGCAGCCGGACCCUGCGCGCCGUCUGCAGCGUCCUGGAGCAGUGGUCGAAGGCCGUGAACACCUACCUGGGCGCCUGGGAGCAAUGCAGCUUCCCGCGCGUGGGGCAGGCCCAGUUCUGCAGCAGCGUUUCCCCGGUCUUUUGCCACGUGGUGGGGAGCUGGCUGGGCUGCGAGGAGGAGGAGGCCAAGCAGGCCGUCCUGGGGGCGAUGGCUGCCAUGAUGGGCCUCCUUGUGCGCGAGGAAGAGCACCGCGAGCGCGUGUGGGAGCAGCUCCCCUGGCUCCUGGGCCAGUAUCAGCAGGUCCAGGACACUUUCCGGGUGACCAAGGCUCUGAGUUAUUUCCUGGAGAUUUUGGGGGAAGUGCAGAUCCCCAUCCCCCAGGACGAGGUCCAGACCAUUGCCACUGCUGUGCACCACCAGCUCAGUGAUGGGAGCAAGCAGCACAGCGGGGAGCACCGGUCGGAGCUGUCCUCCUGCGUCCUGCUGCUGGCCCGAGUUUGCCCUGAGGACACGGUGGCCUUUCUGCGCUCGCAGCUGGGGAGUGGGAGCGAGGCCGCUCACGUGGUGUCCUUGGAUCUGCUCAGAGCCCUGGUGCGCCCCACAGCAGAGAGAGGCCAGAGCCUGCCCCUGCUCGUGCAGGCGGUGCGCUGCGCGCUGGGAGACCCCAGCAGGAAGGUGGCGAGGGCAGUUCUGCGCUUCACCAAGGAGCUGCUCAGCUGCAGCGUCCAGAGCUGCUCGGCCUGGGAUCUGGUGGCCCACGUCUUCGCCACGUUCAGCCAGGCCUCCGGCAGAUUGGCGCAGGGAAAGCUGUCUCAAGCAGAAGCGCAGGAAGCAGCAGAUCUUCAAGCCCUGUGCUUGGACAUCCUGCGCUCCCUGGAUGUCUCCGUCCGGGGGAUGACCAAACUCCUGUGGCCGCGGCUCCUGCAGUACGUGGUGCCAGCCCAGUACACCGGCACAUUGGUGCCGCUCUGCCGGUGCCUGCGAGAGCUGGCCGAGAGCCGGGGGAGAGCAGGGGCCGAGGACGGAGAGGAGGAGCCCGAUGUCGUGGCCUCCCGGGAGCGAGCCAAGCUGCCCAGGCCGCAGGCCCUGCUGGCUCGCCUGCUGGUGGUUGCGGCGGCUCCUCACGCCGGCGGCGGCUGCGGCGUCGCUGCCCUGCGGCUGCUGCAGGCCCUGUCCGCAGAGAUCCACGGUGCCGUGGGGAUGGUGUGGGCUGUGAAGAUCCCCUUCCUGCUGCAGUGCCUGGAAGGGCAAAGCGAGAGCUGCCUGGACUCUGCCGAGUGGGAGCAGCUCCUGCUUAAGUUCCUGAGGACGUCGCUGGAGACGAUCGAGAGCCAGGCCUGGACCAUGGGCCUGAGCUUUGAGCUCAGCCAGCAGACGGGCAGCUACCCCCGGCUGUCCCGGAAGCAGGCCUUCCUGUAUAAAGCUGUCGGGGUGUCCCUGGCAGCGUGUCAGCAUGUCCCCUAUGUCCGCGGGGAAAUGAAGAAGUAUCUCUCAAGGACAAAUUACUUGGAGGCGUCUGAGAGAGAGGCAAUGAUUUCUGUUUUGGGCGGCUCUGCCGAGAGCCACUUCCACCUUGCCUUGGAGGUGGUGCAGGAGUUUGGGGCGUCCAUGGAGGAAAGACCAGUGUCUGGGGCUUUCAAACGCCUGAAGGAAUACCACCAGGGGAAGAGAGCGGGGAGGCACAUGGCCCUCGUGCUGGCCUACGGCCAGAUCGCGCUCUGCGCCCCCCCGGAGCAGCUCCUGGCCCGCGUGGAGAGCGACGUCGUGGGGCGCAUCCUGCAGCACUACCGCGCCAGCUGCCAGGUGCUGGGCUUCUCCUUCUCCACCAAGGUAAGUCCUGCCCCCCGGGGCCUUGCUCGCUGCCCUUCCCGCACCCCUUUCCCAUCGCAGGCGUGCCGGACUCGCCCUCCCGCUCCCCAGGCCGGGGGCCGGGGGUCUCCUUGCGACGCAGUCGCCCUUGUGCGCUGUGCUCUGGGGCUGGACUGCCCGCCGUGUUCCUCGUUGAGCCCUCGGCGCUGUGAGGAGUUCCUCACCGGUGCCGCCGUGUUUCUCUGUGCCGGGAUGCAGGACAUGCAGCUCAAGCUGGCGCUGAUCCGGAGCGUCACCGAGGUCAGCCGGGCCGUGCAGGUGGCGGGGGGCUCCCGCGGCGUGGAGCUCUGCCACAAACGGGAGCUGCUGGACACCCUGCUGGGAGAAACCUCUUUCGGGCUCUUUGGCUCCAUGGUGGGACUGCUGGCGCCUUUCACCUGCGACUCGCUGGCCACGUCCCGCCAGCGGGCAGGGGCCUGCCUCGGCCACCUCCUCCGCAUACAAGGCAAGACGCUGGAGACGGGGGCCGAGGAGGACGAGGUGCAGCCUUUGUGCCAGCGCCUGAGCGCCCCAGACGCCGAGGCUCUGCUCCAGGCUUCCUCCAGACUCAGAAAGAUCGUCUGCAAACACAUCCCGCCAGCGCAGGCCACGGACUUCCUCUCUGCCGCCCUGGACGGGAUGCUGUUGGCCAGGUCCGCGUGUGCUCAGGCAGCGGGCGAGUGGCUGCUCACCUUCCUGGAGACGUGCGGGGGACAGCUAUUCACGGAGGUGCCAGAAAUCCUGAGCAUCAUUUACAUCCGGAUGCCGACCAUGCAGCAGGACAGCCUCCGACAUUUCCUCUUGGAGGCG